AUGGCCUGGUCCCAAAUAAAAAGUUAUGUUGCCUGUAAAAAUGUAACUUGGAACCUGACACGUAUAACUGAGUUGAUUCAUGAAAAAGUAAAUUUAAUUGGAGCAACAGAAUGGGGGAAGCUAUGCACGAAGGUAAAAGAAAUAGAGGCUGAUUACUGUAAAAGCGAUCAUGUGGUGGACAUGAUGACAGAAACAUUUGCUAUCCACAUAGGGGAUCAUGAUUCCGACUCAGAUGAGGAUGGAAGCUCGAGUGACGACAGCGACGACGAUGAAAUGGCCACUUCUAGCACCAACACCGCUGACUCUGACACUGAAAACGAAAGCCAAACGAAGAGAAAAAGAAUAAUUGUUCCAAGUGAUAGUGAGGAAGAAAAUAAUGAAAGAAUGUCCUCAAAUGUUCUGCAACUCUUAGGGGAAGAACCAAAAUAUGAAAAUAUCUUGGAAAUCCAUAUAGAUGUCGCAAACAUUUGGAAUAACAUUGUCACUAAUGGCUUAGAUAAAGAAAGUAAAGACAAAAUUAAUAAAAAGAUACCUACCCUAAAAAACUGUGAUGUAACUGCACCAAAUCUUAACUCGGAAAUCUUGGCAACGUUAUCAGCCUGUGCAAAAACUAGAGAUGAGAGACUUAGGGAAAAACAGAAUCAAAUUAGUUACAUUAUAGCAAAUUUGAACUGUGUCUUAAAAUCAUUGCUUGUCAAAAAUGAUUCUAAUAAAGAAGAAAUAGAAAAAAUUAGUGAUAGCCUCCGUCUCCUUUGUGACCUUCAAUUCAUGGAGUCAGAAACCCGAAGGGCCGUGAUAUUACCAGGGCUCAGUAAAAGUAUUAAAAACAGCUUGGAAAAAUGUAAAGCAUCAGAUGGUUUGCUCUUUGGUAAAAAUCUUUCUGAAACUAUAAAAGAAAGUAAAAGUAUUGAACGCUCUUCAAGAGGAUUGAAGAAAGCUUCAGAAAAGCCUAAUGCCCCUAUUAACAAUCCUUUAAACUCCUGGGGCCCGUCCACAUCAUCGAAGAGGAAACCACAUCAGGGCGGGCAAUACCAGCUUUACCAUCCUCACCAUUCUUCUCAGAGAGUUCAUCACUCUGCAAUGACACAAGCUCGAAACCGGCCAAUGCGAGGCAAACCAAGGCAGUGGAACAGGAAAAAAGAUUAG
Messenger RNA from Parnassius mnemosyne (clouded apollo), 1146 nucleotides. The record is from the annotation of a GenBank genome assembly. NCBI's taxonomy places the organism in Eukaryota, Metazoa, Arthropoda, Insecta, Lepidoptera, Papilionidae.